Oikopleura dioica is the source of this 564-nucleotide messenger RNA. Lineage: Eukaryota; Metazoa; Chordata; Appendicularia; Copelata; Oikopleuridae. The record is from the annotation of a GenBank genome assembly.
AUGGGAGCGGGAGAAUCAAGAAGUAUUUCGAAAAGUGUUGAUGUUAAUGAAAUUGCUGAAACUUGCGAAUUGCCGGUAAAGACCGUUCAUCGUUUGUGGAAGAGAUUUUGCGAGCUGGACAAGGAUAAUAAAGGAAAACUCGAUGCAGAUGAUUUCGAUGAAAUUCACGCUUUUCAUUUGAACCCCCUUUCUGAGAGGAUUAUCGCCCUCUUCUUGGACUCGACUGGUCACUGCGAUUUCGAAUCGUUCUGCAAAUUGAUCGCAGUUUUUCAGCCAUGCGACAAGAACACGCCACCAGAUGCGAUUAAUUCGCCGCGGAAAAAGGCAACUCUUCUUUAUCAACUCUUUGAUUUGGGCGAGACGUACGAAAUCGACCACACUCAUGUUUUCGAUAUUCUCCUUUUGAUGGUCGGAAAGGAUGUUGAUGUCAAGCAACUAAAGCAAAUUUCAAAGCGAGUUAUUCUCGAAACAACCGAAGGAGACAAACACAAAGUCAGCCUUGAAGAGUUUUUGAACUCGCUUGACGAAGCAGUUGUCGGUCUCAAAAUGUCUGUUGGUUAUUAA